GCACUUGAGUAAACUUGAACGAGUAAACAACAUUUCCUGAUACUACCCACUCCACCGAAACUGACCGAACCGGACCUAACUUUCGGAAUGCGCGGACGCCGGUGUCUCUCAUCUCGCCACACCGAUUUUUCGGAGUCGGAGAGCGAGUCCGAGUCCGAAUCCGAAACCAUGCGUUGCAUAUCGUGCAGGGAGGAAUACGGGACACGUGACGCGGGCACGUGCAAGGAGUGUUACGAGGAGGCGAGCGAGACCGAGGAGGAGCUCAAGCGAGAGAUCGAAGAUCUUAAAGCUAAAGUUGCCUUUCUGAGAUUUUGGUCUCCGCUUGAUCACCAUGCUAGGUCCCACAAUGGCCCUUGUUACACCGAUGUCGUUUUGGUCGCCACCUCCGAGGAUGGCUCCUCUGGCUUCUCCGUUCCCGUCCCUGCCCAUAAAGCCGUUUUGGUGAGCCGUUCUCCAGUGUUCAAAGCCAUGCUAGAGAAUGAGAUGGAGGAAAGCCGGAGUGGCACUAUAAAGAUUAGUGAUGUGACAUACGAUGCACUUCGUGCAUUUGUCAACUAUUUGUACACUGCAGAAGCAUGCCUUGAUGAGCAAAUGGCCUAUGACCUUUUAGAACUGGCGGAAAAAUACCAGGUGAAGCACCUUAAAGCAUACUGUGAGAAGUUCCUGGUAUCCAAGUUGAAUUGGGACAAUUCAGUUAUGAGCUAUGCUUUUGCACACCAGCAUAAUGCUAAACAACUGCUUGAUGCAUCUUUGUCAUUGAUCACUGACAACAUGGACAAGCUUACCAAACGGGAGGAGUACAUAGAGCUUGUUGAAAAAGACCCCCGCCUUGUGGUGGAGAUCUACGAAGCUUACCUCUCUAAACAGGUGAAUACUGCAGCCCAUAAGGAUUCUUCCAUGAAGUAAGGAGUGAGUACAGUUUUCUUCCUGUGCUGAUCUGAAACCAGUAUCAUUAUUUUUUGGGGGGGAUAAGAUAUGAGUCAUUGAUUAGUGUUUACUGUUUAUGGAGUCUCUGUAUGUAGAUGGAGAUAAUAUGAACAAACUAAAAUAUUUGUUGGUUGGAAAGUUUUGUAGUAGUUUUCGACUAUAUUGAUGGGCAUGUCAAAGUUUUUUAAAAGAUGUUAUUGGUGGCAAAACUUGAAAUUGUAAAAUGUUGUGGAUUUAUAGAAAUCAUCUAGUGUUA
Messenger RNA from Pistacia vera, 1183 nucleotides. Its product is annotated as BTB/POZ domain-containing protein At4g08455-like. The transcript is spliced from 2 exons. Gene Ontology annotation, molecular function: ubiquitin protein ligase binding. NCBI's taxonomy places the organism in Eukaryota, Viridiplantae, Streptophyta, Magnoliopsida, Sapindales, Anacardiaceae. Gene Ontology annotation, cellular component: cytoplasm. The record is from RefSeq and is a predicted model, not a curated record. Bases 88 to 906 code for a protein of 272 amino acids. Gene Ontology annotation, biological process: regulation of proteolysis; proteasome-mediated ubiquitin-dependent protein catabolic process.